AUGGACGGCCGGAGGGGCCUGGUCCCUUCCAAUUUUGUUGAGCGCGUGUCCGACGACGACCUGCUGGCCUCCCUGCCUCUGGAGCUGGCUGACUUCCAGCCCCAACCAGAGGACGAGGCGGCCGGGGAGGCACCCAGCCCGAGCCCCCCGCCUGAGGGCCUGGGGGAGCUCCCUGCCGUGCCUUACCCCCGCCGUCUGGCCGUCCUGAAGCAGCUGGCCCACAGCGUGGUGCUGGCCUGGGAGCCGCCUCCUGAGCGCGUGGAGCUGCGCGGCUACCACGUCUGUGUGAACGGGGAGCUGCAGCAGGCCCUGGGGUCCGGGGCACCCCCCACGGCUGUGCUAGAGAACUGGGACCUGCAGACCGGGCCCCUCCGGGUCUCCGUGCAGGCCCUGACCAGCCAGGGCGGCUCCGACCCGCUGUGCUGCUGCUUGCUGCUGGGGGCCCGGGCCCGCGUGGCUCCUAGCCAGCUGCGGGUCCAUCGGCUGACCGCCACAUCUGUCGAGAUCGCCUGGGUGCCCAGCAACAGCAGCUUGGCCCACACCGUCUACCUCAACGGGGAGGAAUGCCCCCCUGCCCGCCCCAGCACCUACUGGGCCACCUUCUGCCACCUGCGGCCUGGUACCCUCUAUCAGGCCCAAGUGGAGGCUCAGCUCCUGCCUCGAGGGUCCUGGGAACCAGGCGGGGAGAGGCCAGAGCCACGGGCUGCCACCCUGCAGUUUACCACACUGCCAGCAGGCCCACCUGACGCCCCCCUGGAUGUGCAGGUCGAGCCAGGGCCCUCCCCUGGGAUCCUGAUCAUCAGCUGGCUCCCGGUAACGAUCGAUGCGGCCGGCACCUCCAACGGCGUCUGGGUCACAGGCUACGCCGUUUAUGCUGAUGGGCAGAAGAUCAUGGAGGUGGCCUUGCCCACGGCAGGCAGCGUGCUGGUGGAGCUGUCGCAGCUACAGCUGCUGCAGGCGUGCCGCGCGGUGGCCGUGUGCACCAUGUCGCCCCACGGCGAGUCGGCGGACUCCCUCCCCGCUCCUGUUGCCCCCGCCCUGGCUGAGGCCUCCAGGCCAGUUUUAUAG
Rangifer tarandus platyrhynchus (Svalbard reindeer) is the source of this 1068-nucleotide messenger RNA. Lineage: Eukaryota; Metazoa; Chordata; Mammalia; Artiodactyla; Cervidae. The record is from the annotation of a GenBank genome assembly.